Molecule: messenger RNA, 1578 nt
Organism: Clonostachys byssicola
Lineage: Eukaryota; Fungi; Ascomycota; Sordariomycetes; Hypocreales; Bionectriaceae
Source: the annotation of a GenBank genome assembly
AUGGGAGUCACAUCCGAUCUUCAGCUCCUUUGGCUGACAAAGUUGUCGACGGGAGCCGACUUGACGACGAGCAUCGUGCUCACGUUCCUUGUCGGCCUCUUUUGUCUCCAGGUCCUUGCUGCCACCGACAAGUCGAGCGGCUACAACCCAAUCAAAUACGUCCAGAACCGGAUCAAAACAUGGCAGUAUCUUUUCAAAGGGCAGAAGAUCAUCCAGGAUGGAUAUGAAAAGUCGGGAGGGAAACCUUAUGAGGUUCUCGCUCCAGACAACCGCUACGUCUUCGUGUCUGACCCCAAGUACAUCCGCGAACUCGACAAGGCUCCCGACAAUGUGCUGUCACUCCAAGGCGCAGCCAAGCAGAUGCUGCAGCCAAUGUACACGAUGCAGCAUUUCAAUUGGUUCGUCAUUCGGGGGACGGAGGGAGUUGGCUUCAUCCGUGCUCUCCGGACACUCUUGACCAACAACUUGCCCGAGAUCCUCCCGGAUCUGAGCUCCAUUAUCAGGUCUAGGAUGGCAGAGCUACGAAACUCUCAUCCCACAAUCAAAGGAGAGAAGCAUAGCCCUGUUUAUCCUAUGAUCGUGAAGCUAGUGGUUUUAUCCAAUGCUGUCUCCUUCUUUGGCAAAGACCUAGCUAAGAAUGACGCCUUCAUGGAGUCCGCCCUCGAGUACAUUGAGCAGACACUGAUCUGCGCGGAAAUCGUUCGUCUUCUCCCCAAGUUCAUGGCUCCUAUCGUCGGAAACCUCCUUGGUGCUCGCCUCAAGGCACAGGAUGUCAUCUUCAACACUUUGAUGCCCAUUGCAGAGCAGCGUGUUAUCGAGAGAGAAGCCAAGGCCAUGGGACAGGAAGUGCCCCAUCACCCCGACUGUAUUCAAUGGAUUAUGGAUACUUCACCACGACAGAAUCCCUGGUCCGCCCAACGCGUGGUCCACGAGCUGAUGGCCAUCUGGUUUGGAUCGGUCCAUGCUGUCUCUACGACAAUUACAUUUGCAAUCCAUGAUCUCUGUUUGCAUCCCGAAUACGUCGAGCCUUUACGCAACGAGCUAGUCCAGGGAUAUGCCGAGUUUGAGCGUACCUCAGUCGGACUUCCUCUCCUUGAUAGCUUCAUCAAAGAGUCAGCUCGUCUGACUCCAGUUGAAGCCCAGAGCUCUCGGCGAUCUGUUCUCAAGCCCUUCACCUUCUCUGAUGGCACCAAGCUCGCCGUCGGUGAGUGGGCGUGCACGCCUGUCCGUUCCAUCAUGCAAAACCCAGAGUUCUACCCCUCGCCGCUAGAGUUCAACGGGUUCCGAUUUGCCGACCCGAACAUCCUUGGAGACGCGGGAGACGCCUUCAAGUAUAAGCAGCCGAAGCCGUCGAAGCUUACAGACUGCGACAACACAUUCCACGUCUGGGGAACAGGACGUAUGGCUUGUCCGGGCAGGUACUAUGCCACGGCGGUGAUGAAGGUCAUCAUGGGGCAGGUGAUAUUGCACUACGACUGUGAGAUGGUCGAGCAAGCAGGUCCCCGAUUCUUCGAAUGGAGAUCCACCAUCCUGCCCAGGAGCAACACGAUGAUCAAGUUCAAGCCCCUGCAUGCUUGA